AAGUUAUUUAAAAUUAGGAGCUUUUGAAGGCUUUGAAACUCUUCGGAAAAGAUUUUCUUAUAGUCUAAACGUUCCUACUUAUAACUGUCUUUUGCAGUACUAUGCGAAAGUCGGCGAUGGGAGAAGCUUCCAAAAAACACUACAGUAUGUGGUAACUGAAAAAAUAUUUGCUGCAAGUACGGCAAAGACAUUGCUAUUAAUAUUAGUGGGCUCGAAGUCCUUUUUUUCACGGGAACUCCUUUUUUUUGUUUUUCAAGUUUUAGAACUUUUAAAAAUCAAACCGACGGCGCCGUUGCUACACAUUUUACUCAAGGACCCUCCCUUGGAAUCCCAUCAGAUUCAAGAAUAUCUUUUACUCAUAAGAGAUAUCUUUGGCCGUUAUAGCAUUGUGUUUGACUCGUGGACUUUCCUUCACAUACUUAAUAUCUACAUCAAACACGAUCAGGAAACAAUCGUUUGGGAAAUUAUUAGUACUCUCGAAACUAGAAUGAAGGAGAAAAGCAUAAAAGCUUACCAGAAAAGCCUCCGCACUUUUUUCACUAAUGCAGUUUAUUACUUUUCUUUCAAGAUGGAUAAAGAGGCCGUACUGAAGCUGCUCAGUAUAAUGGAAAUUUGCUUCUGUCCUCCCCUUGCGUCAACUUUUUACAUCAUUCUCUCCAAAAUGCGCCACACGUGUUCUUUUAACGAGUUAUUUAAAUUCUUGACGCUGAUGAACUCCUAUGGGCUUCCAGGAGAUGAAGUUAUUUUCUCUUUAUUUUUUGAUAAAGUGAGUAAUGAAAGGGAGCUCAAGCUGCUUAUGAGCUUUGUGAAGUUAAAAGACAACUGCUGUAGUUCUAAGCUGUAUGAUAGCGCCAUACAAGCGCAUUUGAGAAUAGGGCUUCUUGUCGAGGCGAAGUCGCUUUUCGACGAAUCGUCUAAAAAAGACUUUUCGAUUUCUAUAAAAACUUCUGUACUGCUCGUCGAUGCAUUUGUGAAGAAUAAAAAUUUACAAACUGCUAAACUGGUUUUAUUUGCUAUAAAAGGAGUGAGCCACGCAACUUCGGGCCCCUUGUCGGUCUUAUUAAAGCUAUACUAUGAAACCAAAGAUCACACCGUUUAUCUUAAGCUUAUAAGAACUUUCAAAGAGCAAAGAGCAGAGAUAAGAAAGAGGGGAUUUCUUCACUGGGCGACCAACGAUAUCAAUGAUAAUAACCACGAAAUGUGGAGAAGAGAACUUAAACGAGCAAUGGAACCAAUAACGCAACGGGAACAUAACAAAAUCAUAAAAAAUUUUGCUCAAAACAUCGGGAAAAGUUUAACUAUUUAA
Molecule: messenger RNA, 1306 nt
Organism: Zophobas morio
Lineage: Eukaryota; Metazoa; Arthropoda; Insecta; Coleoptera; Tenebrionidae
Exons: 14
Coding region: 488-1306 (272 amino acids)
Molecular function (GO): protein binding
Source: RefSeq, a predicted model, not a curated record